This is a messenger RNA of Chlorella variabilis, 3843 nucleotides long. RefSeq lists its product as hypothetical. The transcript is spliced from 17 exons. Bases 1 to 3843 code for a protein of 1280 amino acids. Gene Ontology annotation, cellular component: nucleus. The record is from RefSeq and is a predicted model, not a curated record. NCBI's taxonomy places the organism in Eukaryota, Viridiplantae, Chlorophyta, Trebouxiophyceae, Chlorellales, Chlorellaceae. Gene Ontology annotation, molecular function: DNA binding.
AUGCAGGGCGCCUCCUGGCUGCAGCAGGCGGCCGCCCCGGCCGCGCCGAGCGCCGACGGCGACCGACCCGCCUUUGGCGCCGCCGCCGCCGCCGCUGGUGCCGCUCUCGCGCUGGCUCAGGGCUCGCCGCGCCUCAUGAUGGCUCCCUCCCAGGCCCUGCUGCACAUCCCCUGGGCGCUGGAUCAGUUCCAAUGGGAUUCUGCAGCACUGACCGCCACCCAGGCGGCGGCGCCGCCCUCUGCCGCUCUCGCCGCUCAAGGUGCGGCAGCCUGGGCCCAGGCGCAGCCAUUCUCGCAGUUUGACGGCGCUGCGGCCGCAGCCUCCGACGCCAGCGGCAGCAGCAGCCUGCUGCCGGGGUGGCCGGACGCAGCGGCGCCGGCGCCGGAUGCGGCGGCGAUGGCAUUCGGCGGCAGCAGGGGCGGCGCCGCGUGCCAGGUGUGCCACGCCGACGUGAGCGCCCUGAAGGAGUACUACCAGCGGUACAAGAUCUGCCCCAACCACUGCGUCAUGCCCUGCAUCGUGAGGGGUGGCGAGCACCUCCGCUUCUGCCAGCAGCUGGAGCGCCACAACGAGCGGCGCCGCAACCUGACCAGCCAGAAGAAGAAGAAGGGGCAGGAAGGGGCUGGCGCCGCUGUGGGCGGCGCAGCCACCCUCGGGGCCCCGCUCGCCUCCACGGCCGGCCCUGGGGCCGAGAACCGCCGGCGGCGGCAGAAGAGAGCGGCGUCUGCCGAGGCGGAGGAGGCGCCAGGCGCCGCGGCGCAGCCGGCGGUGCUGCCCAGGGUGCUUGCGCCAGCCGGGGCCGCGCCAGCCGGUAUCGCCUCAGGGCGGGGCCAGGCUGCGAUGGACCUGGACGAUCUGCCCCUGCUGCUGGGCAUGGCAGGCGUGCCGUCCCCGCCAGCCACGCGCCUGCUGCAGCUGCCGCCCUUGCCUGGCCUGCUGUCGCCAGAGCUGGGCAUCGAGGGCCUGCUGGUGCCCUCCCCGCCGCGGCUGGCGCCCAGCCUCCCUCCAGGCUCUGCGGCGCAGGCAGCAGCGGCAGGCCCGGCGCAUCCCACGGUGCAGCCCCGUGCAGGCAGCGAGCAGCAGGAGCAGCAGCGCCAGCAGCAGCUGCAGGCCGUCAUCGCCGCGGCCAGAGUCUCUGGUGCCGCCCUCCCCGGCCGCACAGCGCAGGCCCCUCCAGCGCCGCACCAGGCUGGGACCCCGGCAGGCCAGGCGCCGGCGCCGGGCGGGCACGACUUUGAUGCUCUGAUCACCGACCUGUUUGGACCUUGUGCCGGCGGCCAGGAGGGCGGCCACGCCUGGCUGGCGGAGCUGCUGCUGCCUGCUGUGGUGGCGAGGGCAUCCGCGCAGCAGCAGCAGCAGCAGCAGGUGAAGCAGGAGCAGGCGCUGCCUGGGGCCUUCCCUGCGGGACUGCCAAGCGCCCCACAGCAGCAGCUGCAGCAUCGCCAGGAGUGGAGCUACCAGCCGCCGCCACCCAGCUCGUUUGUGCCGUCCCCCGGCCUGCCAGCCUCAAGCUAUGGCGCAGCAGGCGCAGCAGCACCUGCCCACGCCCCUCUGCCUGCUCCCUUCCUGCAAGGCGACACCCCCACCCCGCAGCCCCUGCUGCCAGCUGGCCAGCUGCGCCAGCUGGCUGGCGGUCACGCUCCGCCGCCCGAAUCCCUGCAGCAAGCCCUGCAGAUGAUCCAGUGGCAGCAGCAGCAGGAGCAGGCUGCGCGGGAGCAGGAGCAGGCGCAGCAGCAGGCGCAGGAGCAGGAGCUGCUGCCGCUGGAGGAGCAGGCCCGCUCCAUACGCCUCUCCAUGAAGCUGUUCUCCUCCACGCCCGACCAGCUGCCGCCAGAGCUUCGGCAGGAACUGGCGGCGCUGCUUUGCUCACCCAACCUGGAAGGCUACCUGCGCCCCGGCUGCGACCCCCAGCAGCUGGCGCUGCUUCAGCAGCAGGGGCUGGCCGCCGCCUUGGAGCAGCUGCUGCAGGGGCAGUCGGGCCUGGGCAGCCUGCUGCAGAGGGUGCCAGCACUGGUGCAGCUGGAGGGUGAGGUGGCGCUGGUAUCUGCGGGCAGGGUGGUGCGCAUCCUGCAGCUCUCCUCCUGUGCUGGCAUCGUGCCCACCAUCAACAGCAUCAGCCCCAUCGCGCUGCACACCGGCCCUGCUGCUACUGCCAGCAGCAGCGGCGCUUCCAACGCCAGGGACAGCAUCCUGGUGCGUGGCCAGAACCUGGCUGGCCAGCAGCAGCGCCUGCUAGUGCGGUCUGGAGGCAGCUACCCCCUGGUCGAGAUCCUGGCCAGCAGCGGUACCGCUGGCGGUACCACCAGGGCCAGCGUCGCAGCCGCGUUUGAGCGCCCAGCGGAGGAGUGGCUGGAGAUCAGGCUGCCGCAGGCGCAGCAGGGCCUAUUCACUGUGGAGGUUCAGCGAGGCGCCCUGCUGGGCAGCAGCCGCGUGCUGCUGGCGCUGGACAACGCGGCGGCGGUGGCGGAGCUGCGCCAGCUGGAGGGCUGUACCGCAGGGUUUGCCAGCGUGGAUACCUUCCUGCGCAGCAUCGCUCUGGUACUGCAUCACCGCCAGGUGCAGGCGCAGCAGCAGGGCGGUACCACCACAGACGGCUCUGGCACAGAUGGCUUCGACCCUGCUUCAGGCACAGCCACAGACAGCGACCACCCAGCAGAGUCGGCCGCCGCGGCGCUGGCUGCCGCCGCCAGCAGCGCGGCCAGGGCGGGCGUCGUGGCGGCCUCCCGCCGCGGCUGGCCGGCGCUGGCGGCGCUGCUGCUGCCCAGCGUCGCGGCGGACGGCAGCUCUACUGAGCACGCUGUGCAUGCCAUGGACGCGCUGUGCCCUGCUGGCGCCACCCUGCUGCUCCUGGCCGCCGCCUCAGGCUCUGCCGCCGUUCUGGAGGCCUGCUUCUCGUGGGAUGUGGCGGCACCUGCGGGGCCAGCCGCCCUGACGCCGCUGCACAUCGGGGCGGCGGCUCGCAGCGGGCCGGUGGUCAAAGCGUUGUUUGAGAUGGACCCAGCUGGCGCCAGCCAGGCGUGGCACACCGCCCUCUCCUCCGACGGCCUCACCCCCGCGACCUUUGCCGCCUGGUCCAAGCAGCGGCAGCAGGAGCAGCAGCAGCCGGCCGUCCCAGGCGCAGCCCCGAGUGCAGGCAGCGCCGCCCUGUCGCUGAGCUCCCGUGCUGGGAGCAGCUGCAGUAAAGCUGGCAGCAGGCUGGAGGGCAGCAUGGUGCUGGGCCCCGUCGACGAAGAAGCCCCGGCAGAGCCCUCUGCGCUGCCGGCUCACAAGAGGCAGGGCAGCCGCAGCAGCCUGCCCGGGUCACCCACCGGCGUGGCGGCGGCCUCUGCUACCAGCGACAGCAGCGAUGGCAGCAGCCAGUUGCUUGGCCGCCUCAGCAGGCUCAGCGUGGCCAGCAGCGCCAGCCAGCCGGGCACUCCGCAGCGGCAGUGGAGCGCCGCCGCUAGCCUGCCGGGCACGCCGGGCAGCCGCCGCGGCGCCGCGCCCGCGCCCGCCACCCCCACCGCUGGUGUGGACAGCAUGCCGCGCCCCAGCAACCCAGGGACCCCGGCUGGCAGCGUGCUGGGGCCCAGCGCCUCCGCUUCGGCCUCACCUGCCGCGGCAGCCAAGGCUGCAGCUGGAGCUGGAUCCAUCUCUACUAGCAUCAUCGUCAGCGCCCAGACGGCCAGCCCUACCGCCGCGCUGCCAUCCCACGCCGCCCCCCCACCAGCCGCUCCGGGCAGCGGCAGCAUUCCAGCACAGCGGCCAGGCGGCGGGGGCGCCUGCUGGGCUGCCGGGCACGGCCUGCGCAAGUUGGGCGCGCGGCUGCUGCGCUGGUGCCGGGACGCAGGCCCCCGGCUGUGA